This is a messenger RNA of Porites evermanni, 609 nucleotides long. NCBI's taxonomy places the organism in Eukaryota, Metazoa, Cnidaria, Anthozoa, Scleractinia, Poritidae. The record is from the annotation of a GenBank genome assembly.
AAAGCAAAAAUUGUACAGUGGUCGUGCUGCCAAGAAAGUCAUAAGAAGGGAGGAGGAAAGCAUUUUCACAUGGCUAUAAAGUUAAACCGUGUUAGGAGGUGGCUGCCCAUUCGCGACUAUUUAAAGAACAAAUGGAGCAUUUAUGUUCACUUUUCUAAUCGUCACGUUAACUAUUACACUGCUUGGUUGUAUACAACCAAAGAAGACAGACAUUACAUUCAGUCUCCUGAUCAUCCUGACUUGGCCAACUCUGGUCCACCGAGAACCAUGUCAGCGAGUCAAGCUCGAAAACAACGAAGUGUACCAGCAGCCACAAGCGACCACGGUGACGAAUCAUCCAGUGCCGCAAGCGAGGAAGAAAGGGAUGGUCGAGAAAACGAGAUAGAGGAAGGCAGGCGGGCCAGCAAAGCCGUUAAGCGAAAGCGUUCCCGACGUUUAAGUAGCUUUGAAGUUUCGAAAAUAAUCAUCGAUAAAGGAUUCCGUAACAGAACGGAACUACUCGCACUCGCUAACGUGCAAAAAGCCGAGGGCAAAACAGACCUGGCGGAGUUCGUGUUCAACAGAGGAAAUAGGGUGGUGGAAGAAGUGAUUGCAACUUCGUGGGAAAUG